AUGACGAGUUUGAUGAAUUAUUACGACGUGCUUGGUUGCACGAGGGAAUCGACGGCCGAAGACGUGAAACGCGCGUAUCGCGCGUUAGCUCUCAAGUUUCAUCCGGACAAAAAUACGUCCGAAUCUGAUAGUGCGAAUCUUCAACGUGUUCUGGAAGCUUGGCACACUCUGCGCGACCCGAAAUCGAGACGGGAGUACGAUGCUGUGCAAAGGCAAGAAGAGUUGGAUCUGGAGAACGUCCCGAUAUAUGCGAAAAUAUCGAUCGACGAGAUGAAAGAGACGGACGGUAACGGAGAUACGUUGGCUUAUCCGUGCAGAUGCGGAGGAUCGUAUCGUAUAGAGAAGCGAUACACGUGGGAGAAAAAUCAGUCGAUACACGUUCCUUGUUUGGAGUGUACCUUCCUCGUUGUUAUUGAAACGUGA
Molecule: messenger RNA, 423 nt
Organism: Heterotrigona itama
Lineage: Eukaryota; Metazoa; Arthropoda; Insecta; Hymenoptera; Apidae
Source: the annotation of a GenBank genome assembly